This is a messenger RNA of Nicrophorus vespilloides, 1675 nucleotides long. RefSeq names its product putative Ras-related protein Rab-33. Gene Ontology annotation, molecular function: GTPase activity; GTP binding. Gene Ontology annotation, cellular component: Golgi apparatus; endosome. Lineage: Eukaryota; Metazoa; Arthropoda; Insecta; Coleoptera; Silphidae. The coding region runs from base 242 to 838 and encodes 198 amino acids. The record is from RefSeq and is a predicted model, not a curated record. The transcript has 3 exons.
AUCGUGUCUCGUGCCUCUCCGGAUUCCAUCCGAACCCAAAGUGUGAACUUGAUCUUGGAUGCUGGAGGUGCGCUUGUGGACCGGACCCGGCCGCCCCCGCUGAAAAUCGAUGUAUCGAUUGGUGGCGGUGGUGUGGGAGUUGGAGGUUUGGUUCGCCGGUGGCGGCAAGUUCACUCUUCCUUCCGAUUGCGACUGAAGCGGAGGUUCUUACUUCCGGUUUAACUAUUCUUCCGACCAAACGAUGACCGAUCGCAUCGGAUACAAAGUCAUCGUCGUCGGCGAUCCCAACGUCGGCAAGACGUCCCUGACCUACCGCUUCUGCGAGGGUCUUCCGCUCGGUCACUCCAUCAUCACCGUCGGCGUCGAUCUUCGCCUGAAGAUGAUCCUGCUCGAUGAUCAACUGGUCACGCUGCAGAUCUGGGAUACUGCCGGAAUGGAGAGACACGAUUCGAUGGUGCAGAGCUACUACAGGAAGGCGCACGCCGUGGUCAUCAUGUACGACGUCACCAACAGGCAGUCCUUUGACAAUCUCCAGUACUGGUUGACAGAGUGCGGUCGUUUCGCGAGCAGCGACAUCGUCAAGGUGAUGGUGGGCAACAAGUGCGAAGAAGGGGCGGUCCGAGCUGUCAGCAAAUCCGAGGCUCAGCGUUUCGCCGAUGACAACGAGAUGCCGCUGUUCGAGACGUCUGCUAAGUUGGAGUCUGAGGUGGAGAACAUCGAGACCAUCUUCAGGACGAUCGCCCACAAGCUUCUGCACGAGCGCAACAUUCGCAUUUCGGACUGCGUCAUCUUGCAGGAACGCCCCAUGGAGGACGAAUUGGCCAAUUGCGUAUGUUAAAUAUACAAACACACACACACAUAAGCUGCGCACAUUCCGCAGGAGUCCUCCUCAUCGGCGUUGCCAAAAUCAACAUUCAAAUAUAUAUCUUUUUUUUUGAUAUAAUUUCACGAUUCAAUGCAGCUGAAUUAUGGACCACAUAAACUAGUAGUGCGUAGCGUCCAGUGGCUGAUCGGACACCUCUGAUAUCAGCAUCAAAUCCUACAAUCUCCAAAUUAUAAUAGAAAAAACCAAAAUUGAUACUAUAAUUCUGACAACACCUCGAAACAUAUCUGUCAUUUUGACAUUUUAAACUGUCACUAAUAGGGAUUUGGUGCUAAUCACGGAUUGUCUCAACUGUCAUCAACGAUUUUCAGAUGCGAUUUUAUCUAUCUCUUCGUCAUUCUUCAGUUUUUUUUUUACAAUUGAACGGUAAUCUUUGAUAUCGAAACACUUUACGUGCGUCGACACGCACACUCGUAAUUUACAGUACAACCAAAUUUCAGGUAAUUUCUUCGCGCCGAUGAAGCAGAAAGUACAAAGAUAUACAACAAACAAAAGUCGGUCGAUUUAAAGGGUGAAACUCAGGAAUUUUCCAGUUCAAUCAUUUGAAAUUUUUUUUAAAUAUUUUUUUUUAUAAAUGAUCAAAGAACUAAUAAUGAACGUACAAUAUCGAUUAAUUCGAGACGUAUAAUGCUUUUGAAAUUGAAUAUAUAAUUAUGGUCCAAUCCUAAUUGGAAUAUCGAUCUUCUGUAAUCCGCAUUCAGGGUCGUAGCACAAGGGGUUCAGUUCACUGCGUUCAACUAAUUAAUACAAACAUACAAACGUUAAUUAGUUAAACGACGUUCAUUCAAUUAU